AUGGUGAAGAAGAUAAUGGUUAUUUUAAUCAUGAAACCAGGGCCAGGGUGGAAAUCCAGCAAUAAUCAGCAGGGCAUCCAUGCUUCUGCAUCCUAUUCCACUCCACAAUGCGUCAACAACUAUGAAAUUUCUCCAUCAACUCGUUCCAACAAGACAAUUUAUCCUCCUUCACAACAACAACAUUUGCAAUACAGCUCCAGUAGAAAACAAUUUGGCUUUCGUCAACAGCAACAGCAAGAGGAAUCAGCAGAGUUGCACAGUGGCAAUCGUCUUACUCAACAAGAGAAACAACUGCAAGAAUUAUUUCAAUCACAACUUCAGCAGUCUUACAACCCACAACAACGCCAACAAUUUCUUCAACAGCAUCAACUAAACCAACAACAAAGUCGACCAAAUUUUUCUCAAUUCAAAGCUAAUAACAACAUUAUUUCAUACGAUACCAACUCUAGUUACGUGACCCCCAAUGUUAAGUCAUUCAUCAACCAACAUCAAUCAUCUCAACAAUCUCUGACACCUCAACAGCAAACACCACAACAGCCAACACAACAGCAACCACAACAACCACCACCACAUCAGACACAGCAACAAGCAGCAGCAACAACAGCGCAACAACUUCAACCGCAACAAAAUUCUCCAGCUCCAUCUAACUUGCUUCGAAAUAUAAGCGGUCGACGAACAGUUCAUGCCGGGACGGUGCACGAUCGCAAGAAGCUGGAAGCCGCGCUGGAGGGUGUUAGCAAAAUAAAAUUUGAUGGAGAUAUAUUCGGGAGUGCUUGCGAUGCUAGGAUUGGAUGGAUUGACAAAAAAAAAAGUUCCGAGAAAGAGGAAAUUAAAGUGAGAAAGCCCGAGGAUGGAUCCAAGCAAGCGGUUGAUGCUGCCUCUACAAACGUCAAACCUGCCAAAUCGACCAUCGGCAGGAGUGGGAGAUUUUCCUUCCUCAAUAAGCUGGCUUCUAAAUUAGGAAAAAGUUAUUACUUAUAUUUUUCCUUUGUAAAUUUGCCUAAAUUUACCUAA
This is a messenger RNA of Helobdella robusta, 1014 nucleotides long. RefSeq lists its product as hypothetical. Bases 1 to 1014 code for a protein of 337 amino acids. The record is from RefSeq and is a predicted model, not a curated record. NCBI's taxonomy places the organism in Eukaryota, Metazoa, Annelida, Clitellata, Rhynchobdellida, Glossiphoniidae. The transcript is spliced from 2 exons.